Molecule: messenger RNA, 687 nt
Organism: Cladophialophora carrionii CBS 160.54
Lineage: Eukaryota; Fungi; Ascomycota; Eurotiomycetes; Chaetothyriales; Herpotrichiellaceae
Exons: 1
Coding region: 1-687 (228 amino acids)
Molecular function (GO): acyltransferase activity, transferring groups other than amino-acyl groups
Source: RefSeq, a predicted model, not a curated record
AUGGAGUCCAACACAGAACCACAGCCCGCCUUCCCACCCCUCGAGACCGACCGCCUCAUCCUCCGCAUGUUCGACCCCUCCCGCCCCGCCGACUACGCCGCCAUCCUCGCCAUCUACGACGGCCCUUACGCCCACCGCACAGUCGGCAAUCUCGGCCUCUCCACCGCCGAGGACGUAGACAACCGGUGCCGCAAGUUCGGUCCUCGACCGCAGCAGCCCCAGCCGCAGAGUCCGUCGUCGUCGUCGACGAGCGGGAGUGUGACGCCCACCACCUUCCCCACCCACCCCUGGCACCUCAUCUACCUCCGCGCCCAACCCGACCGGGGUGUCAUAGGCAUGACGUCCCUCUUUCACCGCCGGCCCCUCCCCAGCCCUGACCUCGUGUACUACAUCCACGAAGAAUACACGGGCAGAGGGUACGCGACCGAGGCCGGCACCGCGGCGCUGAGAUGGUGGACCGACGCGAUGGGCGUGCAGGAUAUCUGGGCCGGCAUCUUCGACACGAACCACGCGAGUCAGCGGGUGGCGAGGAAGAUUGGAUUGGUCGUCGACGGUGGCGUGGUUCGUCUGGUGGAUGCAAAUGGGGUUGUCAGGGAGGCGAGGGCUUUUGUGCAGCCCGCGUCCGUGGAGAGGAAGGGGAGGUGGUUGGACGGGGUGGUCGUCGACGUUAGGGAGAAGAGGGACUGA